Aspergillus mulundensis is the source of this 1419-nucleotide messenger RNA. RefSeq names its product putative MFS transporter. Bases 1 to 1419 code for a protein of 472 amino acids. The transcript is spliced from 2 exons. Gene Ontology annotation, molecular function: transmembrane transporter activity. Gene Ontology annotation, biological process: transmembrane transport. The record is from RefSeq and is a predicted model, not a curated record. NCBI's taxonomy places the organism in Eukaryota, Fungi, Ascomycota, Eurotiomycetes, Eurotiales, Aspergillaceae.
AUGGAGGACACUGAAAAGAACGCCGUCGAAAGCACCGGCUCAACGCCGGGAACCACUACCCCCAAUUCCCUCCAGAAAACACCGACUCACAACUCUCCCGGCUUUUCGCUCCCAAGAUGGCGCAAAUACAUAAUUCUCUUCAUUGUCUCGUGGAUGACGCUCGCCGUAACAUUCUCCAGCACAGCGCUUUUACCAGCAACGCCCGAGAUCGCAACCGAGUUCAACACAACUUCCGAGAUACUCAAUAUCACAAAUGCCGGCGUGCUGUUGGCCAUGGGGUUCUCGACGCUCCUUUGGGGACCACUAACAAUCCUCAUCGGGCGCCGCGUCAGCUAUAAUAUUGCUGUUGCGGUGCUUGUGACAGCUAGCGGGCUCACGGCGGGGAGCCGGAGUAUGGGGUGGUUUACGGCGUGUAGAAUCUUGGGCGGGUUUACGGGAACUAGCUUUAUGGUGUCCGGGCAAACUGUUUUGGCGGAUAUUUUUGAGCCGGAAGUUCGAGGGACGGCCGUGGGAUUAUUCAUGCUGGGAACUGUGACUGGCCCUGCGAUUGGUAUACCCCCUCCAUUAACCACGUGUCAGACACCGACUAACAAGGCUGGUACAGCCCCCUGCAUCGGCGGCAUAAUCGUCACCUUCACAAGCUGGCGGUACAUCUACUGGCUGCAGACCGCAAUGGCCGGGCUCGGCAUGGUGCUGUCGUUGAUGUUCGUGCCAGAGGUGCAACAAGAACCCUCCACAGAGAAGGAGCAAAAAAAGAAACAGAUCACCCUCCGCUACGCCCUCAAAGUCUUCAACCCCCUCCGCGUCUUCAGACUCUGGCUAUACCCGAACAUCUUCCUUUCCUUCUUAACCUGCGGCCUCCUAUCAACAUACCUCUACGCCCUGCUCUCGUCCGCCCGCACAAUCUUCAACCCACGCUUCAACCUCACUUCCGCGCUCGUAAGCGGUCUGUUCUACCUCGCCCCGGGCUCGGGUUUCCUGAUCGGCAGCGUGCUAGGAGGCCGUUUAUCCGACAGGGCCGUGCACAAGUACAUCGCGCGGCGCGGGUUCAGACUGCCUCAGGACCGCCUGAAUUCCGGGCUGGUCAUGCUGAGCCUCGUCUUGCCCGGCGCAACGCUGAUCUACGCGUGGACGCUGGACCAAGAGGUUGGCGGAAUGCCCGUGCCCAUUAUUGCGGGGUUUGUGGGCGGCGUCGGGCUGAUGGGGAGCUUCAAUGGGUUGAAUACGUAUGCGGCUGAGGCGUUGCCGGCGCAUCGGGCGGAGGUCAUUGCGGGGAAAUAUAUCGUGCAGUAUAUUUUCUCGGCCGGGGCGAGUGCGCUUGUUGUGCCGUUGGUUGAGAAGAUUGGGGUUGGGUGGACGUUUACGAUUUGUAUGCAUCCUGUCUCCUUCUCAGUGCUUGCGGUGGUUGGAUUGAGCUAA